GCUUGGUUUUGCCACUCCCCUUAAAUAUGUAUAGCGGCUAGAGAAGCAGUAUGAGUGCAAUCAUAAUAUGAUAGGAUAUGUCAAGACAAUUUCGGGGCAUUCUUUCAGCCAAUAAAUGCCCGAAACGUUGAUUUUGGUGUGAAACCCAAGCCUCAAACUCAAAUACAGUGCGGCGAGGAUCGAGUCGUGGGGUGGCAUCCUCUCUCUCCGUCCUCACUUUCCUGAAAAAGCAGCUCCUUCCUUGUAGUCGGUGGAGAUGAGAAGAAUAACGGGAAUGGCAAGGGAAGAAACUUUGAUCGAAAUGAAGAGCGAAAUGGAUUCGCAGAUUGGAGAGGAAUGUAAUGGCCACAGUCAUAAUAACUCUAUAGAGGACGGAGGAACACAGCUACCUGGACACACAGAGACGGACAGACUACAACAGAACAAAGACACCGUGUUCUUCAGGGACGGGGUUCGCAGGAUUGACUUCAUACUGUCGUACCUCGAUGACAAGGAUGGAGAGAAGAAGCAGGAGAGGAGGAGGGAGUUUGAGGCCAACCUUAAGAAGGCUGGACUGGAGCUUGAGACUGAGGACAAAUCGGACUCAGAUGAUCUGAAAACGUACUUCCUGAAGAUCCACGCCCCGUGGGAGGUGUUGGCCACCUACGCUGACGUGCUGAAGAUCAAGGUUCCCUUUAAGGAAAGCGACAUCCCCCACGGACAGGACGUUCCACUGGAGUGGCUCUCCCGACCGUUCCGCCUGCCAGAGAAGGUGAUGCGCCCACAGCCUGACUACUUCACCUCUCCAUUUGAUAAGGACAAGAUAGACUUCUUCCUCAUCAAAAACCAAGACACCUUCUUCCCCCCCUCCACACGCAACAGAAUAGUGUACUACAUCCUGUCUCGCUGUCCGUACCAUAAAGAGGACCGCAAGGAGACAGACAAGAAAGGUAUCAAGCGGUUGCUGAACAACGGGACCUACACCUCAGCCUUCCCACUUCAUGAUUGUCGAUACUGGGAGAGGAACACAAAUGAGCAGUGUGAGAGCGAACGCUACCACCUCUAUAAGAAUUGGGCUAGGUUCCUCUGUUUCUACAAGGAGCAGCCCCUCAACCUCAUCAGGAAGUAUUAUGGGGAGAAGAUUGGGAUCUACUUUGCCUGGCUGGGCUUCUACACAGAGAUGUUGUUCUUUGCUGCGGUCAUGGGGGUCAUAUGUUUUACCUAUGGUGUGCUAAGCUACGAUGAUAAUUUAACAAGUAAGGAGAUCUGUGACCCCAGCAUUGGAGGGAGUACUGUGAUGUGUCCGCUGUGUGAUAAGAAGUGUAGUUACUGGAAGCUCAACUCCACGUGCCUCUCAUCCUGGCAAUCCCAUCUGUUUGAUAACGAGGGGACAGUAUUCUUUGCCAUGUUUAUGGGGAUCUGGGUGACUCUGUUCCUGGAGUUCUGGAAGCGGCGCCAGGCCCAGUUGGAGUAUGAGUGGGACCUGGUGGAUUUCGAGGAGGAGCAGCAGCAGCUCCAGAUCCGCCCGGAGUUUGAGACCAAGUGCACUGACCAGAGACUCAACCGGAUCACCCAGGAAAUGGAGCCAUACCUACCCCUCCCCAAAAAGUGUGGUCGCUUUUGCCUCUCCGGUGUUACUGUUCUGUUCUGGAUGCUUCUGAUUGUGGCCUGUAUCACUGGGGUGAUAGUCUACAGGCUGGCUGUGUAUGCAGCCUUCGCCAGCAUCAUGAAGGACAGCCCCACUAAGAAGAUCCAUCUGGUGGGCUCUCUCAUCACCCCGCAGCUCGCUACCUCUGUCACCGCCUCCUUUAUCAACUUUGUCAUCAUUAUGAUCCUUAACUUCUUCUAUGAGCGAGUGGCCAUCUGGAUCACUGAUAUGGAAAUCCCCAAGACACAUCUGGAGUAUGAAAACAAGUUGACAAUGAAGAUGUUCCUCUUCCAGUUUGUCAAUUACUAUUCUUCAUGUUUCUACGUGGCCUUCUUCAAGGGGAAGUUUGUGGGUUACCCAGGCAACUACACGUACAUGUUUGGCAAAUACAGCAGGCUGAGGAACGAGGAGUGUGACCCAGGAGGCUGUUUGAUUGAGCUGACCACCCAGCUGGUGAUCGUCAUGACAGGGAAGCAGGUGUGUGGGAACAUCCAGGAGGCCCUACUACCGCUGCUGAGGAACUGGUGGUGCAGCAGGAAGGCCCGGAAAGACCAGUACAGCCGCUGGGAGCAGGACCACGACCUGCAGAACUUCAGCCAGCUGGGCCUGUUCUAUGAGUACCUGGAGAUGGUAAUCCAGUUUGGCUUCAUCACUCUGUUUGUGGCCUCUUUCCCCCUGGCCCCCCUACUGGCCCUCUGUAACAACAUCCUGGAGGUCAGAGUGGACGCCUGGAAGUUCACCACCCAGUUCCGCCGGCCUGUGGCGGCCAAGGCCCACAACAUCGGAGCAUGGCAGGAGAUCCUCAAUGUGGUGGCCAUCUUGUCCGUUGUCACCAAUGCAUUCAUCAUGGCCUUUACUUCAGACAUGAUCCCCCGCCUGGUCUACCUGUAUGCCUACCACCCUGGCUCUGAAGCCACCAUGAGUGGCUACAUCAACAACAGCCUGUCAGUGUAUGACAUCUCCCAGAUCCCUCUCCUCAGUAUGCCCGAGGAGGGGGCGAUUCCUGCCUGGUUCAACAGCUCCUUCAUCACCACCUGCAGGUACCGUGACUACCGCUACCCUCCAGGCCACCAGAGGCAGUACUCCCACACUAUGCAGUUCUGGCACAUCCUGGCAGCCAAACUGGCCUUCAUCAUUAUCAUGGAGCACGUGGUGUUUGUGGUGAAGUUCUUUGUGGCCUGGCUGAUCCCGGAUGUGCCAUCCGAGGUGAAGGCUCGGAUCAAACGGGAACGUUACCUCAUCCAGGAAUACCUGCACAACUACGAGGUUGAGAAGCUCAAGAUCCAGCUGAGUCAGAGUUUUAUCAUUGAACCCAAACCUGGGGUCUGCACUGCCACCGACAUGCAUGGCGUGUUAUCAGAGUGCCUGUAGGCCCCCAAUCAGUAACUCACACCCACCAAGCUAACCUAACUGGGAGGGUGUUGCUGUGAAGUCUCCUCCACUGAUGGCAAACAGAAGUACAGUAAAGGGCUUCUGUCAGUGGUUGCAAUCCUAUCAACUGUUUCUCUUUGUUUUGUUGUUUGUUCAUUUUCUAAUGAGCAGCUAGCAGAUUUCAACCUUUUCGCCUAUAUUAGGACUUUCAUUGGAGGCAGGGACGGAUUAAUUUGAUCGAUGGCCACAUCUCGUCACCUUUUCUCAGCGUCCAAUGCUGUUGCAAUGCAAGCUCCUAUUGUUCAGCUUGCUUCAUAUCUUCUGUGCAAUGAGGUUUCUUGCAACUGUUUCAGUCAUUCAGUGCCAGUGUUGAUCGUGAUGGGAUAUUAUGGAAUCCUACAAAAGUAUGUGCCAACUUGUUAAAUACUAUUGGGAUUCAUGAUAUUGUACCAGACAAUGUACAGCUUAUUGAAAAAAAUGUAAUCUAAUGCUCACCUUAUCUACAAUGUCAUAAUAUGUUACUAACAUAUCCAGCAAAGACUGCCAAAGAUAUCCCAUGGCUUUUAUCGGCAGCUAUCUAAUGAAUUACCUUUAAAGUCAUAUGCGUGUUUGAUAGAAUGUAACAUAUAAAAUCUAAUUUAUUUGCCUUCAAAUGUUGGCAUGUUAUCUGCUUCAAUUUGGCUGUAACUGGGCUACAUUAAAUGUGAUGUGUUUUCCUUUGAUUAAUGUCAUGUAUUUGAAAUAUUUUCAUGGGAGUCAAUGUAAAAACUGUCAAUUAAAGGACCAAUGCAACCGUC
Molecule: messenger RNA, 3795 nt
Organism: Oncorhynchus nerka (sockeye salmon)
Lineage: Eukaryota; Metazoa; Chordata; Actinopteri; Salmoniformes; Salmonidae
Product: anoctamin-5-like
Exons: 20
Coding region: 257-2998 (913 amino acids)
Biological process (GO): chloride transmembrane transport
Cellular component (GO): plasma membrane
Molecular function (GO): protein dimerization activity; chloride channel activity
Source: RefSeq, a predicted model, not a curated record